Molecule: messenger RNA, 615 nt
Organism: Pelobates fuscus (common spadefoot toad)
Lineage: Eukaryota; Metazoa; Chordata; Amphibia; Anura; Pelobatidae
Gene: SVBP
Product: small vasohibin binding protein
Exons: 3
Coding region: 154-354 (66 amino acids)
Biological process (GO): protein secretion; negative regulation of protein ubiquitination
Cellular component (GO): apical part of cell
Source: RefSeq, a predicted model, not a curated record
CCUGUCACACACCGGAAGUCCGCCAUCUUGCUACACCCGAGCUGUUAGAGCGGAUUCGUACGGCGGCUGUGUUGACUUCCUUUCGGCUGGGAGCAGCAAGAUGGCGGCCGCGCGGUAACGGUUAUACCGGGAGCCAGUGACCCCGUCGCCGCCAUGGAGCCCGCGGGCCGCAGGGACAGGGGGAAACCCAAGGAGUCUGUCAGCCGGCUGGAGAGAGCCAAACAGAAAACAGCUCAGCAAGAGCUCAAACAACGGCAGAGGGCGGAGAUUUACGCUUUAAACAAAAUGAUGACGGAGCUGGAGCAGCAGCAAUUUGAAGCGUUUUGUAAACAGAUGCAAACAUCUGGCAAGUAACCAUGGCUUGGCACUGGCCAAAAACGGAGCCAAUGUCCGGUGACACCCAAGUAGCCGCGCGUUGGGACCUGCUGGCCACGAGAGAGGAUUUGUAGGUUUUAUAUAAAAGUAACCCUUUCUCUUGUGAGCCAACUUGCCCACUUUAGCCAACAGGUUUUUAUUAUUUACUUUUAUUUACCUUCAAUCCGCACCCUCUGCUUGAUGAAAUUUCUUCUGUUUCAACUAUGAUUUUAUAUUAAAUCAAUUUUAAUAAAAUCACAA